This is a messenger RNA of Osmia bicornis bicornis, 1083 nucleotides long. RefSeq lists its product as uncharacterized. The coding region runs from base 281 to 985 and encodes 234 amino acids. NCBI's taxonomy places the organism in Eukaryota, Metazoa, Arthropoda, Insecta, Hymenoptera, Megachilidae. The record is from RefSeq and is a predicted model, not a curated record. The transcript has 6 exons.
GAAGUGCAUUGUAUAAAUUGUAAGCUACUUUUUAACAAUUUGUAACACAAUAUUGGAACAUAAAGUAAUUAUACAUAUGUAAUUUUUAUUCGGUGAUAGGAUUGUAUCUUGUACUUUACACAUCUAUAUGUAUAUAUAUGUAUAUGUAUAUACUUGUUCUUCAUACUCUACGUUUGACGGUCUUACACGUAAUAUCGUGUGAGGUUAUAUCGAGAGUAAGGAUUUAAGUUCAUAUCAGAUGAUAGACUAAUGAUCGAUAAUAUUACGCAAACUGUGCAUCAUGUAUCAAGAAAAUGAAGAGAACCUUAAAAUUCUUCAACAGCUGAUUCCUGGUGCUACGCUGGAAAAUCUACAAGCCUUUCACAAAUGUAUGAGUACAGAUGCUGUUUAUAAAUCUGGUCUACCUUAUGGAAUAACAUCUGGAUUAAUGUUUCAUUUUCUACUUCCUAAGAAAUUAGGAGCUAUAAAGUCUGUGGUAACAGUCAUUUCAAGUUUUACAGCAUUUGUGUGGGGAAAAAUAAUAUAUAGUCCAAUAUGUAAAGAGAAGGUAUUUGGUCCAGGAGAUGUAUUUGCUGGCAAACUCCAAGAAAGAAGAGAUUUGCACGAUAAUCCCAAUUAUGAUGGUAGUACCGAUCAAGAAGAUCAACUAAACAGACUCACUAUUUCUUCUGACAAAUUGUUGGAAGAUGAUUCGUCGUGGAGUAAUUUUGAUCCUUUCUUAGAUAGUAAUGUGAGCCACUUUAAUGAUACAAGUCACAAUUUUCCAGAAGAAUUAACAACAGAACAAAUAACUGAUGCAAAACAACGUGUAACUUAUGAUGAUCUAUGGGCACAACAUAGAGACAGGCAGAUGAAUCCAAAAUAUAAAGAUUUUAGGGGCAGUAGAGGUGUGAAUACAGAGAGAUCGGCGGUACCACCUCAACGAGAGCCAGAAAAAACAGCACCUCAGGAAACGACAUAUGAUGAAAAGAAUAUUUGGAGUUGAAUAAAAUGACAUGUUUUAUAUAAUUUUUUAGGAUUCGUACACGAUACAGUUGCGAUAGAAUAGAUUCCAAUAACAAUAAAAUGCGCUGUUGAAUAAAA